Xiphias gladius (swordfish) is the source of this 6170-nucleotide messenger RNA. RefSeq names its product endoglin (gene eng). Bases 604 to 2298 code for a protein of 564 amino acids. The transcript is spliced from 14 exons. Lineage: Eukaryota; Metazoa; Chordata; Actinopteri; Istiophoriformes; Xiphiidae. The record is from RefSeq and is a predicted model, not a curated record.
CUCCAUUAGCCUUUAGAGUUUUUUCCUCGUUAACUCAGCGAUAGUGUUCUUACAAUUACCCGAUCGGGAUCUGGGUUAUUGCGGCAUCUUAUCUCGUCAAUGUGAGCUGCCGGACCUACGGCGCAGACAAUAGGUGCCUUUUUUUUUCUGCGGACGUGAGGGCAAAACGGUGACAGAAACGCACGUCUAGUAAAAGGCUGUCGUUCGGGAGAGCGGAGAUUUACACGCAGCCUAUUUUUUAAUAGACUCUGCGCCGACCAGAUAAGACAAUGCAUGACAGGGGCAGCACUUACUAAGAAAGAGGAAUCCGGUGGGAGGGGUGCUAAAGUAAAUCUGCACCGCCCAGGCGGCACAAAAAGUUUGGAAAGUCCUGACAUCGCUACAUCGCUGAGCUCAGCCACAUCCUCGCCUGUGGAUUAUCAAGCCUGCCUUAUUAAAGACACACACCCUACCUUAAAAACUGGAAUCGUCUGCUCUUCCGCUGCCACAGUCAUUGCUGCUCUGCUGCUAGACAAGGACACUUCAGCCGCUUCCCAAGCACCCUCACGCCCCAGAGACCCAGACUCACCUUCUACCAACACCUGAAACUUAAAGUUAACAGUCAUGGAAGGUCACUUGGCGCGGUUUGCCCUGCUUCUGUGCAUCACUGCUGCAGCCCCUGCCUCAAGUCAGACCUGUGAUCCAAAAAAGGUUAAUGACAGCCCAUGGUUCCACGUGAGAGAGAUGCUAAUUGGCUGCUGGACCAGCUUCGUCACAGAGGACAAGGCAGAGGUCCAUAUCCUUAACUUUGCCACCACGGAUGACAAGAUGUUCUCUCUCGAGAUGACCAAUGCCAAGCCCAUGAACCUUAUCCUCACAUCGCCAGACACAGUUUAUGGUCUAUACAACAUCAGCGCAGAUGUUAACAUUUAUUUGAACAAUAACUCCACAAUUGUCCUACACGGUAAUCAACAUCACAACAAUGUCCACAAGCAAGACUUCCCCACUCAAGAUGAGGAGCUAGUCAAGUGGGCAAGACAGACGUUUGGUGGUGUGACUUCAUUCACCACAGUCCGAAAUCUGAGAGCAAUCUCAUCCACAGGAACAACAGGAACCAAGCCUGGCUCUCGCAACUGCAUACUUAAAAAUGAAGAUGCAACAGAGAAGCACUUUAUGAAGAUAGAAAAAAUCCCUUUGGCGUCUUCGUUCACAUCUUGCUCCCCGCAGCAGCAGAACCCUGGUGAUGAAGCUGAGCUUCACAUCAUAAACAUCCCAGAGAAUGCCAGCAUUUGCAAUGUAUCACUUCGCGUGGACACAAAGAAGAUCAGGGUGUUCCUGAGAGGUCCUCAGGGCACCACAUGGAUUGUCCUCAAUCCGCAAUACACCCAGUUUGGUUCUAACAAUGACAUCCUGCUGCCCACCAUCACACACAGAAUCCCGCCUUCAUAUACACUGACCAGUGACAAUGCAGACGAUGUGCAAAGGAAGGCUUUGGAUAUUUUUAAAGUCAGUACUUUUACCAGCUAUACUGAACUCAGACCAGCGGACUCUACAAUUUUACUGGUCCUUGUAAAAAAUGACCCUUCAGCUACAGAAAUAGUACCAGACCCAGUCAUUACCAUUACAACUAAUGCCCCUCAUCAGAUGCCUCUGUUGAUGCAGCUGUACACCUCCCCAGACUACCGUUCUCCCUUGGACCCUAACACCAAAGUACAGAGUGACAAGAGAAUUUAUGCAGAGAUUUCAGGGCACACUUUAGGGGAUAUUGUCUUGACCAUCAAGGUGAUCAGCUGCUUUGUGCGCUCCAAGGGCUCGUGCCCCGUAGUGAAAGAGCUGCCCUUCAUUCUAGAGGCCUGCUCCUCAAAUUCUUGCUCCAACAGCACCCGACUCAGCUUCUCCUUAGACCAGCUCCAAGAGCUGACGACCACCACAUGGGACCUGGAAUGCUCUGUCAAACUCUGCUACAGUGAGAAAUGUGGAGAUGGAGGAAGAGUGAAGAGGAAUCUGGAGGUUACCCAGCCGUGUCUGAAACCACCAACCCCACAAUGCUUUGACUUUGGCCUACGUGGUGUUCUGGGCAUUGCAUUUGGAGGGUUCCUGAUUGGAGUAUUACUAAUUGGAGCACUGUGGUUUAUCAAAAUUAAAACAGGAUACCCAACUGGACUGGACAUGAGUUCAACUGCUGCAAAUCUUCCCGGAUGUCCCUGCUCAGGAGCAAAACGACAACCAGUUUCUACCAACCCGUCCCCCUCUGAGAACAGCAGUGCCAACGCUAGCAUUGGAAGCACCCAAAGCACACCAACCAGCAGCAUGGCAUGAGAUUACUGUAAUCUCCACCACCAGCAGGGCCACCAACUCCCUUCAAAGUCACCUAUAUGGGUUUUGUGCUUUUGUUUUCUUUAAUAAUGCUUAAAAAGCAUUUUCUCCCCUCCCUGUCCCCUUUAACUUCUGAUUAAAGAAGCACAACCCACGUCUUUGACACACCAAGCCUGAAAUGGAUGUGAUCUGGGAGUUUGUAAUGGUGGGUGGGAGGCGGGGGGCCUGGGUGACGGAUAACAGAAGUCUAAUCAAUGGCUUCUGAUGCUUACCUUUGUAGCCCCUCUGUAAAGUCAAGCUCCUAGACAGGAAGUUAGAGGGAAAGAGAAAAAAAAAUAAAUUGGCUCCCAGCAACAGGAAAAACAAACCAUAUCCCCCAAGAGCUAACAGGAAAUUCACUAAAUUCCUUUCAAUGAACUGUGCUUGUGUGGUGGCAGCACAAUAAUAGUCAGUCAGGACACAAACCAGUCAAAAGAUUAACUUUGAAGAACAGAUGAAAAGCUGUUUUGCAUUCACAUCUAAGCUACAAAAAUACGAAGGGCUUUUGGCUAGGUCAUUCCAAAAAGUUAUCAACAACACCUCGGGGACUGAAAAGCUCAACAUGUAAGGAUCUCAAACCAGUCAAUGAAAUGCUCACUUCAAGGGGUAUUUGUCUUAAUUGGAGUUCGAGGUCAAUGGUUAACAGCUACCUCCUAUUAUUUAGAAGUCUGGAGCUAAGUUUAAACUUAACACUAGAUUUCUCUGGUGAAUUAAUCUUACUUUCUGCCUUUUUCAUUUCUUAUUAUUCUGUGUCACUUUAGGUGAAUCUUAUAGCUGACCCACUGGGUCAUUUGUAGCUCACGAAACAAUGUUAUGGUGCCAUUUUCGUGCUAUCGAAUCGGUGUAAUCAGUGUAAAUUGUGAACCAUUAAGAAAAGGGCUUUUAUUUAUGUGAGCUCAGAAAUAAUCACUCUUGUAACAUACAGUACCGCAUGCAGAGAUGUACGGCUGUAUUCAGAGCUGGGUAAUGUCUGCGCAUCAGUUUUCAGGACUCACAGUCCUAUAUGGAUUCCUGCAGCUGCGCCCACAGGGUGGAGUUUCCCUAAAAUAGUCUGUCUGGACGUGGUAUUCAAGUACUUUUCCUUUGCACGGUAACUAUUCUCAUCAGAAUUCAUAACAAGUCCAUCACCACUGCCUGAAAAUUUGUUGCCACUAUAAAAUUCAUGCCUGUGUCAACAUACACGAAAACCUACUCACAAAGAGACCUUCAUGUAUUGCACUUGAGUGUUUUCAGGCCGAUUUAAUUAUCAUCUCGUGCACUAAAAUGCAGCUGUUCAUGGUGUAUAAACCAAUACUCUUCCCUUAUUUUAAGAUCAAGACUUGACAUUAAGCAUGUAUAGACUGUACAACCUGCUUGUUUAUGUUCAGUGUCUUUUCAUUCAGUAGCCAGCCACUAAUGUUUUGCUCUGUCUUGCGAUUGGAGAUGAGAGCAAAGAAGGGAAAGAAUUUUUAGACCUCUAAUGGAUGUUAUGGAUCACCAGCCCAUUCAGAGCUUUUUGCUUUGACAAACAAGCCAUUCUGGCUACAGGUUGCAAUCUCGAUGUGACUGGACUCAUAGAGAAGUACAGGUACAAACAGCAGGCUGUUAUAUUCUAUAAUGAAUUAGAUAUUUAAUUAGUAUUAUAUCAUAUGCAGAAGGAAGUGGAAUCUGUGCAAUUUAAGGUAAAUAUUUGUCUUAAAUGAAUAAGCUUGGUAUAUUGACAAACCUCAGUCCCUAAAAUCUGAACCCAGAUGAAACCUGGCAAAUGGUGAGUGAGUUUAAACUCACCCCACUUUUCUCUAACCUUUAAACGUUAACAACACAUAUAAGUCACCAGCUCUGAAUACAGCUCAUUCGGAUUCAAUAGUAUAAUCACUAGUAACAAUAGUAUAAUAACACAUUUUGUAUGUUCUGUUUGCAACAAUACAUUAAUCAGUAAGUUGUACUUUAACCCCAUGAAGACUACUCUAAAAAUUCUAAUCUAAUCAGCUGUCACAGCACUUUUGUAAUGAUAUGGAAAUUGUCAUUUGAGAGAGACGAGUUUGGAGGUAAAAUUAUUAACCUCUGCUUACCACACGUGAGAGGCUGCAUCAGCUGCUGCAGUGCUAAUGCUAGACAGGAGCUGCACAGAUGCAUGACAGAGACUCCCACGAGGGGUACAACUGUAGAACGACGGCUGAUCUGUGAACCCACUAUUUGUUUCAGUGUACAAAUGUAAAUGUAUUUUAUAUUUUUAUCGCCCCUGUUUUACCUCUCAAACAAUACUCCCAUCACACGUCAAGUCUUGUAGGUAACCAGGCAACCUUUCAAAAAAAAUCCGGUUGUAUCUACAGGACAUAGCCUUGACAAAAGCACCAAAAUUGUCAUGUUAAAACUUCACCAUUCAUAUACAUUUGAUACACUGAAUUUACUGUUACUGAUGCCUAUACACAUUCCAAAUAGUUACUCACCUUCUUAUUGGAUUGUUAAAAUAAUUUAUUCACCUUCAAACCUAAUCUCAAAAAUGCUGAGUGUUUUCCAAACCAACAACAUUUGUAAAAUGUCUCUUCAUUGUAUGUGUUCGAGCUAUGUAGCUUACCCCCCCUUACUCUCUCGCUCAGCGUGUGCGUGCAUUUACGUUUAACUUUGCAUGCCUGAUUUUCUUUGUGUGUUUGUGCAGAGACAGAACAAAGAGGGCCAGUACAAAUUGCCACUUGAGUAUUUGUGCAAUAUGAUGAGAUUAACUUGUAUGUAAUGUCUAUAUGUAGUUUUUUUUUUUUUUUUUUAACUGUGUUUUCUUUUAGGUGUUGUAUGAAAUUCUUACUUUGAACCAUUUUCGUAACCUGCUUCAUUCUUUUAUGUAUUUGAAGAACUGGGACAAUUUCUAAUCAAGGCACUUAUCAAAUGCACAAGAUUUGUUCUGUAUUGUAAUCUUUCUUUCUCAUUCUCAUGGGGUCCAAAAGUCUGAGACCACACUGUAGUCACGGACAGCGCGUGUCACGUUUCAUGUCACAGACAGUACGUUUGGUUUGAUGGCUCUACCCCUGUUUGACUUUUUGCCCUGACCGUAAGAUUCCCAAAAACACGGCGUAUCUCUGCUGAUACUGACAUCCUGACAUUGUAUUGUGUUCAUUGAACUGUCUUCGGUGGGUGUGAUGGGGAAGUGCGUUCUGAAUUCUGAAAGACAGAACGUCUCACCACAAAGUAGCAUCCCAGUUGAUUAUGGAACACUGGCAGUUUUUCGAGUUUUAAUUUUAGAAAAUAGCUGCAAUAUUAGACGUAUUCUUCUUCUUCUUUUUUUUUUUUCUUUUUUCAAAAGUCAGGGUUCAGGUAUACCCGUGUUAAACCAGUCCCAGUGUCUCACACUGACAGUAAAAUCACAAAGGCUGUCAGUUAUUUCACUUGUUAGCCCUGCAGAUCCCUUCCUUACCUCUGACCACAGCUUCCUCCUCCUCUGACACUCUACGCAAUUAACCAAAUAUGUGCGUGCAUAUACAUAGUAUAUGUACCGGAUUUCUGUGUGUGUGUGUGUGUGUGUGUGCGCGUGUGUACGUGAGUGCGUGUGUUUGUGCAUUUGCGUGUAGGUGUACAAUGGAAACUAUGCCUACGUUAAUGGAUUCUUCCUCCAGUCUUUUAACAAUGUCCAAGUUCUGAAUUCUUACCAAAAAAUCUGAAGCCUGAACAACACGUCAGAAUGUCUGCUUUGAUUUUAUAAAGUAUAAAAUGCAGUGUUAUUUUUGUGCUAGAGUGGGCAGCCUUUUACCAUUUAAAAUGGGUCCAUUUGUUGAGAUACUAUUCAACUGAUGUCAUGUAUUUUUAUAUUGUCUCUGAAGAAAUAUUUCUUUUGUCUGGAAUUAUCUUAAUAAAGUGAAUAUGAC